AUGACCACGGAUAAGGACGCCGCUACCAUGGGGGUUAAUGAGGAACCAUUGCCUCCGAAUCCUGAUUCUCCUCGGGUGGAGGGCGAGGAUGAAGAUCAGCAGGAUGGUGUUCGAGUCGCAGAGGCAGUCACUUCUUCUUGGUCCAGGAAGUCUUUGAUGAUUGUAUAUGCCUCGAUGUGGUUGCUAUACUUUGUCAACGCUCUGAACAGCAGCUUGACUGCCAAUCUUUCGGCCUAUAUCACCAGUGAUUUCUCGGAGCACUCGCUGCUCACGGUGAUCAGUAUUGUGACCAGUGUAAUGGGCGCUGCUUGUGUGAUGCCAAUCGCAAAGGUGCUGAACUUGUGGGACCGAACGCUGGGAAUCUGUAUCAUGGUCUUGGUCGCAAUCAUGGGUCUCAUUAUGAUGGCCUGCUGCAACAACAUCGCAACUUACUGUGCUGCGCAGGCUUUCUACACGGUCGGAUUCACCGGUACAAUCUUCUCCAUCGAUGUUAUUACCUCGGAUACCUCCUCCCUCCGAGAUCGUGGUUUGGCGUACGCUUUCACCUCGUCGCCUUAUAUGAUCACCGCUUUUGCUGGAUCCCCCUUGUCCAACCAGUUCCACGAGACCAACUGGCGGUGGGCGUAUGGUACCAUCUGUAUUAUCCUUCCGAUCGUUGCGCUGCCGUUGGUCGUUACGUGGGAGUUGGCGAAGCGGAAGGCUGACAGGGAAGGUCGGCUGCAAUACAAGCCCCGUAGCACCCGGACAUGGGUGCAGAGUGUUUGGUUCUACAUUAUUGAAUUCGAUAUCAUCGGUAUUUUCCUCAUGGUCGGCGGUUUGAUCCUAUUCCUUACUUCCUUCAACAUUGCUGGCAACACCGAGGGAGAAUGGGAAUCACCCAAGAUCAUCGCAAUGAUGGUAGUCGGUUUCUGCGUGCUCGUCGCCUUCGUCGCUUACGAGCGCUGGGGUGCCCCAAAGCCAUUCAUCCCGUUCUCGCUCCUUUGCGAUCGUACCGUUAUCGGCGCGUGCCUUUUGGAUAUCACAUACCAGGUCUCUUACUACUGCUGGGCAAGCUACUUCACAUCCUUCCUCCAGGUGGUCUUCAACACCAGCCUUACUCAAGCCGGUUACAUCGCUGCUAUCUUCGAUUUCAUGGACCCUAUCUGGCUCCUCGGUUGUGGAUACCUGAUCCGAGUCACUGGUCGGUUUAAGUGGCUUCUCAUGUUUGCCGUGCCACUCUACCUCCUGGCUAGUGGACUGAUGAUUUACUUCCGCUCCCCGGGUCACAGUGUUGGAUACAUGUGCAUGUGCCAGAUCUUCCUGGCCGUCGGCGGUGGUACUAUGAUCUUGAUCGAACAAGUUGCCGUCCUUGCCGCUGCUAAGCACGAAGACUACGCUGCUAUGUUGGCCCUGCUGAGUGUCUUCGGUAACGUCGGCGGUGCCGUCGGCAGCAGUGUGUCUGGUGCUAUCUGGACCAACACGCUUCCCAAGAAAUUGCAGGAGCUGCUUCCUGCGGAGACUGUGGAUCAGUGGGCUGAGAUCUAUGAGUCGUUGGAUGUGCAGCUUAGCUAUCCCGUUGGAUCGCCUACUCGUAUUGCCAUUCAGAAUGCGUAUGCGUUCAGCCAGCGGAACAUGAUGAUUGCUGGAACUGCUGUUAUGGGUUUGUCUAUUGGCUGGGUGCUGAUGAUGCGGAACAUCAAGGUGAAGGAUAAUAAGGACGUUUCGAAGGUUCUGUUCUAA
Messenger RNA from Penicillium cataractarum, 1719 nucleotides. It is a transcript of the gene mirD, whose product is annotated as putative MFS siderophore iron transporter. Lineage: Eukaryota; Fungi; Ascomycota; Eurotiomycetes; Eurotiales; Aspergillaceae. The record is from RefSeq and is a predicted model, not a curated record. Gene Ontology annotation, biological process: transmembrane transport. The coding region runs from base 1 to 1719 and encodes 572 amino acids. Gene Ontology annotation, molecular function: transmembrane transporter activity. The transcript is spliced from 5 exons.